AUGAAGUGUCACGACCAGAGAUGCGCCUUCAGACAGAGGCUGAGGUUGAUAUCGUCCACCCUAAGUUGCGAGACUGGAUGCCGAUUGUCGGAUACAUGCGCUGCCGAGCUCAGCGCGAUGGCGUCCCUGCCAUACGAGUUAUUAUUCUUGACAGCAUCGAACACUGUGGUUGUCAAAGAUCUGGAUCAGGCAUGUUAUCGACUUCACGAUAAAGCAACAGGUAAUACCGCCGGUCCAGGAUGUCCGAUCAUUCGAGAAUCCCGGAAAUCACUGCAGGACGCGAAGGAGAUUCCAUGGAAAGCCCAGGGUCGCCUGAAAGAAAGUCUUCGUGAACUCGAAAACCUCCAAGAGAAAGAGAGAUGUCUAGCCGUCAGCUGGGUCGCAUCAGGUGUCCUCUCUAUGCUAUUCGGCAACGGCGCUCUCUGUCUCCUGUACCUGAAGGGCUGGUCCCCGCAGAAGAUCCACAUCGAUCGCUCGUUGUGCGAGAAAUUCACGGAUCGAGCGGUUCACGCGAUCAUCACCCCCAAGACGAUCGCGAUAGCCUUUCAUGAGCCAAAGGUCAUGCUGAUACGAUUCUCUCGGCCGCUCCACCAGAGAUCCCAGCGGCGUUCGGCGUUGGGAGAAGCCCGGGUGACAGCAUUCGAGACCGUCGGCGUUUCAGGUCGCAAAUGGGAUCGAAGAGUCGCUUGGAGUCGGUCCCGUAAUGUGCUCCUGGUCUUCUGGGGCGCUGCUCAGAACGAGGCUGUGCCGUGGAGUCCUUUGCUCACCGAGAAAAACCGAGCGAAUGUCUUGGUUUACACAAUUCUCGAGAGCAAUGCUAUCGAACUCUUCUGCUAUGGACGUAUCGGCCGGAAUAUUCACGCUGCGGAGUUUAGUGAUCAUGUCAGCAACAACCUGAUUACCGUUGAAGACGGUAUCGAUGAAUCGUCGGCACAAGUUUGCGUCUACCAGGUCGGGCAAGGUCGAUUCGUCCGUCUGUCUUGUGUUUCGGUGACUCUGGACUCGCCGAUGAUCAGUUGUGUAAUGCAUCAGCCCCUCCAGAAACUCCUCAUAUCGACUCGGUCACAAGGGCUCAUGUGCUACGACGGUGUGAGACGCACAAUCGAGAGCCGAAAGUUGAGCAUAACCGCGGACCGAAUGCGUUGGCACCCCGGUGGCGCAUUCGCGGUCCUGGUUUCCAACCAGGGAAAAAUAAUUUGCGUUGACCUCGCUCUCAACAUUUUACCUCUGCAAGCGUUGUCCGACCUACCGCUUUCGCACACGCUCUUGGAUCUCAAUCCCUUCUUCCGGCACAAGCCCUCUUGUUUAUGUCUCGAGUGGGAGCCGCUGGAGUCGCCGCGAUCGAAUAAUCUCGGCGCUCUCAUCAUCGACCACACUUGCAUUUUGUUGAUGAACUUCCGAUUGGGUUCAAUCACCGCUAAUCAAAACGAAUUGUGGGGACCCGUGGCGCUGAGCGAGCUCUAUCUGCGCCAAAUGAACAUCGAGGCUGCGCUGGGCGUCCUUCGAUCUCUCAGUUGGUCCGAAUACGCAUCGAUAUGCUAUCGGAUCUUGUUGAAAUUUUGCAACAGACUCCUAUCCCACAAUCUGACGGAUCAAGUCGAGGCGUACCUGGAACAAGCAAUGUCGAGCUUCUUUGUCGAGAGUGGUUUAUUGGAACAGAACCUGCUCGAACAGUAUAUGCCCCGCGUCGUCAACUUAGCCAGGAGAUUCUUCUUCCAACUAUUACGUUAUGGAAAAUACGAGAAAGCGUUCCUGCUCGCCGUAGACAUCGAAGCCGUCGAUUUGUUUCACGAUCUCAGCGUCAUCGCGAAAAAGUUCCACCUGACGGGUCUACUCCAAGCCUCGCUCAGGAAAAUCGACGAAUUAGAAUCCUCAACGUGCACAUCUACGACGAGCUCGCAUUCGACCAGUGACAGGAACUCCGACGAGUUCGAGAGCUCAUCGGACGACGAGCUGAACUGGAGCCGCGCUGAGCUAUUUGUUCAAUUGGAGCCGACCCAAGUGAAAGUUGCGGCCGCAACUCCAACGAGACAAUUAGUCCCGGCCUCAGGGAGUCUGCCGCGAAGCAAUAGCGUCCCAGCAAGCGUCACAGGGUCGAAGCCAACUAGAAUGAAUCAAUCUUUCGAAUCCGGCUCGUCGUCUCGCAGUCCCGCUCUGAGGAAGAGAAUCGUUGAUGGGGAAGUAGACGAGGAGCAGACGAGACUCGCGAAAGGUGUCGAGUGCAUUUAUUUCGGCAAGGUUUGACGAUUGCUCGAUGAGAGUCGUCAAUCGCCUUCCUCGGAGCAAUCAGCGAUCCAUAGCCCGGUUUUUAGCGCACAAAGUUUCGGCAUGUCCUGUAUGUCCUGACGCAGUCAUCGAUCAUCUUUUUCCAUUUUACCGAUAUCGAGGCUUAAUAUAAUUGAGUGAGCUUUCACAUAUUCGUGAAUGUAGUCCGGGGGGCUCUCCGUACCAUUCUUCCAGGGUCACUAAUCUCCAAGAAGAAAUAAAGAGAUU
Messenger RNA from Galendromus occidentalis (western predatory mite), 2493 nucleotides. It is a transcript of the gene frtz, whose product is annotated as WD repeat-containing and planar cell polarity effector protein fritz. Gene Ontology annotation, biological process: cilium organization; establishment of protein localization; nervous system development. Gene Ontology annotation, cellular component: axonemal basal plate. Lineage: Eukaryota; Metazoa; Arthropoda; Arachnida; Mesostigmata; Phytoseiidae. Bases 1 to 2244 code for a protein of 747 amino acids. The transcript has 12 exons. The record is from RefSeq and is a predicted model, not a curated record.